This is a messenger RNA of Ziziphus jujuba (common jujube), 1531 nucleotides long. Its product is annotated as very-long-chain aldehyde decarbonylase GL1-9. Bases 352 to 1137 code for a protein of 261 amino acids. The transcript has 3 exons. Gene Ontology annotation, molecular function: oxidoreductase activity; iron ion binding. NCBI's taxonomy places the organism in Eukaryota, Viridiplantae, Streptophyta, Magnoliopsida, Rosales, Rhamnaceae. Gene Ontology annotation, biological process: lipid biosynthetic process. The record is from RefSeq and is a predicted model, not a curated record.
UAAGUAGGGAAAAAAAAAAAUAUAACGGAGAGAAGAAAAUUUAAUCGUUCAUUUUCUUGUCUCCCAAACAAGAUCGUUCUCUACGCAUAACCUUUAAAUUGAAUCCUCAGAGAACCUCACGAGAAAAAGAAAAAGACAAAAAAAAAAUUGUUUAUGUUUGAUCCAAUAAGGCCUUAGAUCUGAACGGGAAAACUCAUCUUCUUCUCCCGAUUCAGAGAAUGCAAAUUCCAGUUAUGGAUCUCAAACAGUAAUGCAGCUUGCAGUUUUGGAUUUUUUGUUGUUUUGAGUUCAAUUAAGCAUUCAUUGAAUCGAGAAAAAAGAAAAAAGAAAAAGAAGAAGUUGGAUAUAAAAAUGGUUUUCUGGGAAGAGUAUGCGAGUGAUGAAGCAAUGGGGACUUUUGCCCCAAUCGUGGUCUAUUGGUUGUAUGCUGGGCUUUAUGAGCUGUUGCCUCCGUUGGAUGGCUAUCGCUUGCAUACAAGAAAAGAGGAGAAGGUGAAGAAUUCUGUGCCACUAGCUUCGGUGAUUAAGGGCGUUUUGCUACAGCAGUUUUUUCAGGCCACCGUUGCUCAUGGGCUCUUCUUGUUCACAUCGAUGACCAAUGCAUCAGGAAUCACAGUUCAGCCCUCCAUUCCUGUCCAGAUUGUGCAGUUUAUUAUUGCAAUGCUUGUUAUGGACACAUGGCAGUACUUUGUGCAUCGGUACAUGCAUCAAAACAAAUUUUUGUAUCGCCAUAUCCAUUCGCAACAUCACAAGCUUGUUGUCCCAUAUGCAGUUGGAGCCCUUUAUAAUCACCCUCUUGAGGGGCUGUUGCUUGACACUGUGGGUGGGGCCAUAUCUUUUCUAGUCUCAGGGAUGACUGCGAGAACUGCAGUUUAUUUCUUCUGCUUUGCUGUCAUUAAAACUGUCGAUGAUCAUUGUGGACUUUGGUUACCUGGUAAUAUCUUUCAUACGUUAUUCCAGAAUAACACCGCUUAUCAUGAUAUCCAUCAUCAACUGCAAGGUUUGAAGUAUAAUUAUUCUCAACCGUUUUUCCCAAUAUGGGAUAAGCUCCUCGGAACUCACAUGCCUUUCAAUCUUGUGAAGAGACCUGAAGGGGGUUUUGAAGCAAAGCCGAUCAAAAAUUGGUCGCAGAAUUAAGACUUUUCUGUGUUCCGAGAAUUAAGCUCCUCGGAACUCACAUGCCUUCCAUGCUCACUCUUCAUACAUGGAAGUUAUUUAUCUUAGGUUGCAGUCAUUCAUUCAAAACCGAACUCAGAUUUCUUUGCAUGAGGUUUGUGUCUAGGCUGGAUUGAUUAAUGCUCAUUCCUUCUUUCGUUGUUUGACAAUGUAUUAUGUGGGAUUGGUUUUGUCAAUUUCACCGGUCUCCAUGAUGUGCAUUGUAGCUCUUGGUUCCGGGUUGACUGUUGUGUAACAUAUUAGUUUCUUGGUCAUUUGACAGUGAGAUUUGGUGCCUGUUAAAGUUGCUAUACUUGCACUUGUAUGUUGCUCUAGAGGAUUGGUAGUGUUUUUGUAGUAAGGAAUUUUUCUUUUC